Messenger RNA from Darwinula stevensoni, 654 nucleotides. NCBI's taxonomy places the organism in Eukaryota, Metazoa, Arthropoda, Ostracoda, Podocopida, Darwinulidae. The record is from the annotation of a GenBank genome assembly.
AUUGACUUCGGAAAAUUGUAGGCCAUUGAUAAAAAAAGGAAGAAGUCUUCUGAUCCGGAAACUACGAAGAAACGCGCUGUUAAGAGAGGAAAGCUGAACUCCACCUUUUUCCGUUCGAGUCGACAUGGAGAAUGCUAUUUUGGAACUCAUGAUAUCCCCUUGAGGGAUAUCGAGAUGAGCCCAGCUGCAGCGAGGUCCUUCUCCGAGAAAGCCAAGGACACACUCAAGAGGAAAAUCUUGGAAGAAGGAGAGGACAUGGGGAGUCAGUUGCCGAUCAUCAUUGCAAGAGGCAAGGCAGGCGAAGUCCCAAGGUUUGAUCCACUGAAAAAGUAUGGGUACUUCUACGAGGUUGUGGCAGGCCAACACAUCAUAGUCGCGAAGAAGGAAAUCUACGAGGAGACCGCCAUGGAGAAGGAUACGUGCAUGUGUGCAGUCUACAUGGGCGUCACAGAGGAGGAAAAGAUGGACCUGGCACUGCACAACGCCACGCUGCAAGCGAUUCCAUUCAAUGUCCUUGAUGUGAAGCACUGUGAACGACGUGUAAUGCAGGAGGUUUUCCUUAGGGAUGCCUUUGGAGAGACUGCAUAUCAUCAGCUGAUGGAGCUCCUUCGCGUUGUAUCCUUGAACGUAGAUCAUCUUUGUAGAGCAGGGUGA